Messenger RNA from Mya arenaria, 3683 nucleotides. RefSeq lists its product as uncharacterized. The transcript has 2 exons. The coding region runs from base 319 to 2478 and encodes 719 amino acids. Lineage: Eukaryota; Metazoa; Mollusca; Bivalvia; Myida; Myidae. The record is from RefSeq and is a predicted model, not a curated record.
CUUUGUCGGAGCUUAGAGACUAGACAUGACAACACGUUCUCAAAAGGAAUACGUUGCCGGGGUUUUGUCUUAGUGAAGCAUAAAUCAAAGACAUGUAAUAAAUAAUGAUAGGAUACCAAGUGUCACAGAAACCAUUAAUCGAUUAGAUCAGAAUUUAAAAUCAAGCGGACAAGAUAACAGAAGGAGGCGCUAUUAAUUAAACAGACCAGUCGAUAGAACAUUGCGCCGACGUCUGGCGCGAUGUUGACUGAAGAAUGUAAAUUUCAAUGCAGAGUUUAAAAGAAGCACAACGCGCAAUUGAUUGACACUGUGUAAAUAAUGAGUGUAUUGCAAUACCCUGGUGGGCGAAGUCCCGCAACUGUGAACACAACCUCAAAACGGGUGUACUCUGUGUCUUCAGGCUUUCCUCAACGAAAACCUCGUGUUAGGCAGCUCACUGGACAAAGCUCUUGCAAAAGAGAUGUUAAAGAAAACUUACAGCAAGCAACGCUGAUAAACAUAGUAGCGUCUGUGAAUAUUGAUGAACAUUCUCGUCAUGUUCCAAGGCGAAGGAACUUGGGAAGUGUGUUAUCCGACGAGUCGAUGGAUAAUAGUUCAUAUCUGGAUUUCGCAAAUAUAAUAUUUCCACGGAAUAAGGCAGUGUCCAUACCACAGCCAAAGCAACGAGUAUUUAACAUGCCCGAGGAAACUAUUCAAAGGAAACCGGUAUACUACAAGCAUUCACAAGAUCGGGAAGUUAGGAAAGAUUACGAUGUCCUGCUUUUCAAAGAAAAUCAAGCGGUGAAAAUAAAACCACCUACCAGAGAAAUGCGACAUAGGACAAGCGUACAGAAGUUUGUUAAAACUCUUCCAAAUAAACCGCAUGUAGUAUUAAUGCAAAACAGUAGCUUCUUGCCAAGUAAACCAAAGCCAGGUCAAGAUAAUUCAGGACGCAAAAGUGCAUCUUCUCAAGGAAGCAGAGGAAGAUCUAGCGUUUCUAGCAGCAUUCGGCAACUAGGAACAUUGAAGAGGCCAAUAGAAACAAGAGUGGUAAGAGACAUUGCAAAAUGCGACGCUAUUGACUUACUCGAUUCAGAAAUAACUGCAAAGGAUGAUGGAUAUUUUCAGAACGACCCGCCUGAGUCUAGGGGCCGCAUAUCGCCUCAAACGUCUGUACCAUAUAUACGGACGAAAUCGCUCCCAGUUUUGUUUCCAACGAAAACAACAAAAACAUUUCCGAGGUCAGAUUAUGUUCCGUAUGAAAAGCAAGCGAUGGAAAAACAUCAUGUAUUUAAGGAUCGACCUUUGUCGGAUUCAUUGCGAAAGCAAACACCUACGUCUAUGUAUAAAGCGAUCAUGGAUCAUCCAAAUGGAGCUAGCUUUGAAACAAUAUCUAUCAAUAACGGUUUCAACAAGCCACCUGAUGCAAAUGCUCCUAUUAUCCACGAUACAAACUCAACAAAACAAAAUCACCAUCGAGUGUUGGCAGGCCUGUAUCACAUGAAUCGCGCAAGGUUGAGAAAUUCGCUGACCCCAAGUAUCGGGAGAGCGACAAUACAUUUACACCCACAGGUUACGAGACACGGGGUUGAAACAGAAGCUAAAAAACAAUUUCAACGUUCAAAAACAGAACUUCACCAAGCGGUUCACAGAGUUAUGAGUGGCAGGUCGGAGCAAAUGUCUGAAAUUGAAAGCAGCAAGAAAAGCAUCCUUAGUGCCAAAUCUGGCCACAGUGAAACAGAGUUUAGUCAGCGAACACCGAAACGAGUUCAGUUUAAUGAUAGCUCUUCCGAAUUGAAUUCCGAGGAAGGUGAAAGUGUUAAAGACACAGAUAAUUGCAUGGUUCAGCCUGGUGGUACCAGUGUAAUCAGCACGCCAACAAAUGAAUGCAGGGCCUACUCACAAUCUAUGAGGCCGAUGUCUGCCAAAGAACUGCUGAGGAUCCAGCAGAAAAUCUUGCCAGCGAAUAUUCCUUGCGUAGAAUCGCAUAACACAUUUUUGAACUCUGAUUCUGCCAUAACAAUUCAGUCAUUUCAACAGAGAUCAAACAGUAGGAUAUCAACUGCGUCUGUUAUGUCAGAGGAGUGUUUGCCAAAUAUGGAUGACGACGUUGAAAAGGAGGAUAAAGACACAGGCGAACGAGUUAAAGCAAACGAUGGAGAUCAUACAUCAGAAAAUGGGCUAGAAAAUGAAUUGGAAAACCAAGAUGAAACGAGAUCAGAAGAAGUGGAAGUAGUUUGUGGUCUGGAAGAAGAUGAGGAAGAAAAAGAAGACGAAAACAAAUAUAAAUCUCAUAUGAGUGAAAUUGAAGCUUAUGUUAAUGAAGGGAAAGUGGCGUUAAUGAAUGACAAUGAACAGUUAGAAUUUUACAAGAUAUUUAAAGCGGUGGAAUCAAACACGUAUGAAGGUUUUGAACACAAGAAAAUCCGACGAACAUCUGCAAAUUCUAAAGGAAGUGAUUCAAAGAAGGCUCUUUAUGUGAAAGUAAAAUUAAGCUGAUGUGCCAAUAACAUGUAGUAGCAUUUCUCGCUUUCGGAACUCCUUGGCAAAUUUCAAUCAAAAACAACCGCGGAUGUAUAUGGACGUUUAACAAUGUCAGCAAUUUUAACUACGCUUCAAGUAGAUCGCGUAGUAAUUUUAAUUUAGCAAAUUAACUUAAUGACUUUACACUUGGGAAACUUUAUUAAUUAUCCAAUAAUAAUACAUUUCACUGGCAAUCAGUUUAAACCUAGUUAUAAUAGAUACACUUUGAAAAACUACAAUCUAUUAAUACCAUUAUUUAUUUUCUAACAACUACCACUACUGCUGGUCCCUAUUUCUCGAAACUUCUUAAGUCUCUUAUAACAGGAUUAAGCUAAACCCACUAUUUUUGUCCUUCAAUAUUUUGCGUUUUAUAUACUCCUUUAAAUGUUUUGAUAUGUUUUAAAUGUGUUGAUAUGUUUUAAUACUUAAGAUAGGAAUUAUCGUUACGAUUAUCACAAUAAACCAUUUUUCAUUUAUAAAAAAAAUCACUAUAAGGCCUAAAAAAAAAAAUUGUUUGGUUAGGGUAACAUCCUUAAAAAAAUAGGUAGGGUAGGCAGGCUUUCUAUUUUUUUUUUAUUUUUUUUUUUGAUUAGGUUUUAUAUAAGAAUAUAAUUUUCAUCAUUGGAGAAUGGUGUUAAAGCUAUCUUCUGUACAAGCAUUUAAGGUUUAAACUUAAUAUUAAAAAGCAAUUAAAAAAAAAACGAAAUAUUUUUUUUUUUUUUUUUUUUUUUUUUUUAGUUUUUCAUUUUUUUUUUUCAAACUGAGUAUAAAAACGGUAGGGUCGGCGCCUAUUCCGUAGGUAGGGUCGGGUAACCCGAACCAAAUGUAUUUUUUUUUUAGGCCUAAGUAUUAUUUUUUGGCUAAUUGAAAUAAGCAACUUAAGGCUGUUAAGCUUAAGAAGUUUCGAGAAAUUGGGGCCUGUGAAUACUGGUAUACAUCCGAGGUUGUUUUCGAUGGAAACUGACCGAGGUAUUCCGAAUGCAUUUGUCGUUUUCAUCGUCAAUCUAUGGUGUGUUUCCGGUGUACAUAAGAGCAUGGUGAACGUUUUUUGACACCUUUUCUUCGGAAAUAUUAUAAUGAAAAAGUAAUCAUGUCAUUUUUUAUAUGUUUAUAUAUAUUUGUAUAUUAUUUUCUUAUGUAACCAUAAUUAUCCUUUCAUCACGAAAUACUCACGACUCAAA